Messenger RNA from Dicrocoelium dendriticum, 739 nucleotides. The record is from the annotation of a GenBank genome assembly. Lineage: Eukaryota; Metazoa; Platyhelminthes; Trematoda; Plagiorchiida; Dicrocoeliidae.
GAUUUCUUUGUAAUCACCUGCUGGAACGAACUGCAAGUCAUCUCCAUCCUGAGAUCACUGUUAUUCAGUCUCUGCUACUAUGAAGGCUGAUAUGUUGCGAAAGGAGGAUCGCGAUAAAUGCUGGUCGGCUCGCGAUAACUAUUGGAAUUGUGUGACGGAGUUACUGAAAAAACCAGAAAAUAGAGAACUCAGAGAGAAAGAAUUACGCAACCGAUGUAUUGGAGAACGAGAAGCAUAUGAGGCCAUCUGCCCCGCAGUUUGGAUCGAACUCUUCGAUAAGAAAAAAGAAUUUGAAUUGUUUAAACAACAAAAAUUUGAACAGGAACUCAAAGAUUCUUUGGUCGGCAGAUCCAACUGACAACCAGCUUCAAAAAAGGCCUUCCCCAUACGUGGCUUGAUUUGUUUGCCGUUACUAACCUGCGUAUAAUUUCUGAGGCAUCAUGUAUCACGCGAACAAUAUUUCACCGAGCUUUUGGCGUUUUUUCACACGUUGCAACACUCAAUCUUCAACCAAUGAAUAUCAACUUCGCACUUUUUCAGAUUUGUAUCUCGGAUUCAGAAAUCACGCAAAAAAUUCACAGCGAUGACGUUUAAACCAUGGAUAGCUGGGAAUUGCUUCGCACUAACAGUUAACGUAUUUGCAUGGAUGUAACUUUUGUAAUGAGCGCGUGUUUAUUAAACACAACAGUCCGUCUAUCGUAGCUAUUUUCACAAGUAAAUAUAUACAUAUUUUGAAUAA